Messenger RNA from Aricia agestis (brown argus), 1001 nucleotides. RefSeq lists its product as uncharacterized. Bases 41 to 883 code for a protein of 280 amino acids. The transcript is spliced from 5 exons. Gene Ontology annotation, molecular function: protein binding. The record is from RefSeq and is a predicted model, not a curated record. Lineage: Eukaryota; Metazoa; Arthropoda; Insecta; Lepidoptera; Lycaenidae.
AGAAUUGCGCAAGUAGAAGACGUUCGAUUUCACUUUCAAAAUGUCCCUAUCUGUUGAAGCUGAAACCAAAAUUGAGGGCGAACCUUGUGUUGCCACUUUGGACAGCAAAUUGUUUAUCGGUACCGACACGGGACAUAUUCUUGCAUUCGACAAUGGUCUUACGCCGGCUGUUAAAUGGCAAGCUCACGAGGUACAGUUGUUUGCGAUCAGUGCCGGGAACGGCAAAGUAUACUCUGCGUCCAACGACGGGGGCGUUAGAAUCUGGAACUCGAGUGGAGAGAAGAUUGGAGAACUACCGGCUUUAGAAGGUGACAUUGGAAGUAUAACAGUUCACGAUAAAUAUGUAUACGUCGGUGACGAAAUCGGCAAUAUUGCUGUUUACGAAGAUAACACGUUAAAAGCAAAGUACAAUGUUCUGGAGGAAGUAAAGUCCCUGGUCAUAAGUUCGCCUUUUAUGUUUACGGCCCGAGAUCUGUACGUUACAGUCACAGAAAUUAAGCCCGAUGAAUCCAAGGAACGUUUUAUAACGCGUCACAAUAUGGAAGGGCGAGCCCCGCUCUGCAUUGGAGGCAACAGACUCCUAUGUAUUAGCAGAAGUGGUAACGAUUUACAGCUUCAUGAAAUAUCGUCGGAAAGUAAAUUUAAGAAACUAUGUGAAGUGAAGGCAAGCGAAAUGAUAAUAACAGGCCUGACAUCAACUUCUGAAUACUGCUGGACAGGAGGAUGGGAUGGUGUUGUACGUAGAUGGAAGACGACUGGAGAUCAGUUGCAAGCUGCUGGGGAACUAAACGUCGGCUCCUGUGUAAACGCUCUUGCAGCUAUAUCUAAUGACAAAGUUUAUGCUCUUUUGUCAGGGGGGAAAAUCGUCUUGCUGAAGGCUUAAUUUUAUUGAGUAUAACAGCCACAGAGGAUACUUCAUGAAACCCUGCACAGUAAAAGUUGAAACUUGAGAGCCUUAAGGUUUUAUACUGCUUAAGGUGACGCCGCGCCGCGUUAAAGUA